Phycodurus eques (leafy seadragon) is the source of this 1531-nucleotide messenger RNA. Its product is annotated as zinc finger protein 11. The transcript is spliced from 2 exons. Bases 48 to 1346 code for a protein of 432 amino acids. Gene Ontology annotation, molecular function: DNA-binding transcription factor activity, RNA polymerase II-specific; RNA polymerase II cis-regulatory region sequence-specific DNA binding. The record is from RefSeq and is a predicted model, not a curated record. Lineage: Eukaryota; Metazoa; Chordata; Actinopteri; Syngnathiformes; Syngnathidae. Gene Ontology annotation, biological process: regulation of DNA-templated transcription.
GUUUGAAGGGCGCCAUCGGCAGCAUCGCCGUGUCUUCAAAUUUAUAAAUGAGUGACGUAGCGUCGGACACGGAGCUCCCAGAUAGCCCCGAGACGUAUGGAGACAGCGUGGACUACGACCUGGGAAGACCUCUCGACUCUGACGACCUGAGCACGGACGAGUCAUCAAGCAGCAAAUCUGAGGACGAUCAUGACUGUGACUAUAAAGCAGCUCAAAGUGAUCCCAGCUACACAGAAUCAGAUGAGGACACGAACUCGAGCUUGACAGAGGCUGGGGAUUCUGCAGACAAUCCCAGACGAGGCCAGCCCACCCACGACACUAACAAGGACUCCAUCUGCAAAGAGUGUGGCCGAGGGCCCUUCAGGUCCCUCAAGCUACAUCUGCGGCACUGUACCAGCGUGAUGGGCAUAAUAUUUCAGUGCUUUCGCUGCAUGAUGAGCUUUCCCAACGAGGCGGCUCUCAAGGAGCACCGCACCUUCUUGUACUCCUGUGACAGCUGCGGCCAGGUGUUCAAACACUGGGACCUGCACCAUAAGCACCCGCCUCCCAACAGAGGCGUCUUGCGCUUGCUCUUCUUCUGCUCCGAAUCCAUGCCCAAAGUGUGCGCCAUAUGCAAGUGCUUCUUUGUCAACGAAAAGUGUCUGUUCACCCACGUCACCAAAGUUCACACGUCUGUGGUCAGCACCAAGGUGCGCAUCAUGAAAAGAACGUCGAGAUUGACUGACAAUAAGGUGCCGUCGAAUGUCGUCGCCGCCGCGAGUACUCCCGUCGUCCACAAUAAGCAGGUCAUUAAUGGACAGCUGUUGACGGACCAUACGUAUUCUUCUGCUAAAGUCGAGGCAAGCUUCCCUGUCCCAGCCUGCUCAGCUCCACAACCCACCAUUCCGCCAGUGUUUGAUAGUCAAAGCCAGGCGCUGGCCUCGACGAAGCGCACGAACACAAGCUGGCGCUCCAAAGCGCCACGACCCUGCAGGCAGUGCGGCACCAUCCUGCGGCAGCCCUACCUCGCCAUUUGCCACCGCUACCUCCACCGCGGCCGUCGCUCGCACCGGUGCCAGUGCGGCCGGGCCUUCAAGCACCGGCUGCACCUCCUGCGGCACUGCGUGCAGCACGCCGAGGCCGAGAGCUACAUCUGCGUCAACUGCGGCAACACGUUCACCGGAGCUAGACUCUUAGCCAAGCACCUGGGGACAUGGAAGGAAAAAAAAUGUCGAGGAAAAUGCACGAUGCCCCUCGCGUGCAGCUGUGGACAUUUCUUUUAUAGGGCCUCUGCCUACAUAUGGCAUCAACUUAAAAACAAUGUGAAAACCAGACAUUUGAAAACCUCUUUAAAUGAUAAGCACUAGUCCAAAAGUGUCAAAACCAAAAAGAAGUCCUUUUUCAAAACCACAGGUUUGUUUAGAAGGCAAACACACUCCACACAGCUUUUAAUUCCAGGCAUUUCCUGGACAGUUUUUGAAGACGUGCAAAUUCCAAGUUAUUUUGACAACAUAACAGAAUACAAGAAAUGUCAGCUAUUUUAGCUUUUUUU